This is a messenger RNA of Lodderomyces pseudojiufengensis, 1029 nucleotides long. It is a transcript of the gene PEX19, whose product is annotated as Pex19p. The coding region runs from base 1 to 1029 and encodes 342 amino acids. The record is from RefSeq and is a predicted model, not a curated record. The transcript has a single exon. Lineage: Eukaryota; Fungi; Ascomycota; Pichiomycetes; Serinales; Debaryomycetaceae. Gene Ontology annotation, cellular component: peroxisomal membrane; peroxisome. Gene Ontology annotation, biological process: protein import into peroxisome membrane.
AUGUCUGAAGAUAAUAAACCUCAAGAUUUAGCCUCAAUCACGGAUGAAAAUGCCGCUUUGAAAUCUACUAAUAACUUAUCAAAUCUGAAGAAUGAUUCAACCACCAAUCCUACUACUGAAAAAUCCCAACUGAAAGCAAAUACAGAAGAUGUCGAUGAUUUAGAUGACUUAUUAGAUGAUUUUGCGGAUGAAGUACUAAGUAAACCACCAGGAUCAACAGCUGAAUCUCAACAACCUCAAACAUCACAACCAAAUUCAAAUAUCAAAACACAACCCCAAUCACAAACUGAUCCAUUAAAUGAAGAUUUUCAAAAUUCCAUAUCUGAAUUAAUAAAAGAUAUGAAAAUAGAAGAUCCGGAAACUCAAAAACAAUUUGAAACAUUAGUUAAACAAUUUGAAACAAAUCAUAGACAAGAAAUAGAAACUGAAGAAUCAAAACCAGCAAAUUUUGAAUAUGUUAUGAAAGAAACUAUGGAAAGAUUAAAAAAAUCAGGUGAAGAUAUUGAUUCCAAAAUUAAAAAUGAUUCCAUGGGUUCUAAUCCUGAAGAUUUAUUAACUCAAUUAUUAGCUGGUAUGGGUGGUGAUUCAGCACUUGGAGGUGGUGAUAUGGAUAUGAGUAAAUUAUUAGUUGAUAUGUUAGAACAAUUGAGUUCGAAAGAAGUUUUAUAUGAACCAAUAAAAGAUCUUAAUAAAAAAUUCCCACAAUAUUUAAAAGAUAAUAAAGAUAAAUUAGGUAAAAAACAAUAUGAAAAUUAUAAUAAUCAAUAUGAAAUAACAAAUGAUAUUUUGAAAGUUUUUGAUAGUGAAAAUUAUAAUGAUGCAAAUAAACAACAACGAGAUCAAAUAAAUUCUAUGUUAGAAAGCUUACAAGAAUUAGGUCAGCCUCCUACUGAAUUAGUCGGUGAAACAGGUGAUUUCUUACCUGGAUUUGGAGGAGGAGCUGGAGGAGCUGGAGGAUUUGAUUUCAAUGAUAAGAAUUUACCACCAGAUUUGGAAAAAAAUUUACAAGAAGGAUGCCAACAACAAUAG